CGGUAUUUUCAGUCGCCAUUGAAGAUCGAAAGCGAAAGUAAAGUGGUGGCAUUGUAUAUAAAGUUACCGCCAGCCCCGAUGAUAACCACAAACAGUUCGCACGGUUCGAACUGGUAGAUUACCAGGUGUGUCCGAAAAUGAAACUACUGUUAAUACUAGGGUUCUUAGUUCUCAUCGCUUCCAUCACCUUGGGUGAGGAAGCGAAGGAGAAGAAGGCGUCCCUGGAUGAUAAAAAACAAACAAAACGUGGUCUGUUGGGUUUAGGCUACGGUUAUGGACCGGAAUUUGACAACGGAUACCAUCUGGGUCAAGGCGGACAUGGAAUCAUCGGUGGGUUAACUUUGGGUCAUGGUGCCUAUGACCCAGGAUACCAUGGUCAUGAAACUGUACACACCAUCGUUAAAGGAGUACCUAUUCCAUACCCGGUUGAGAAACACAUCCCGUAUCCAGUGGAGAAACACGUGCCGUACCCGGUGAAGGUACCCGUACCUGCUCCAUACCCCGUGGAGAAGGAAGUACACAUUCCAUACAAAGUAGCUGUGAAGGUACCAUAUCCAGUAGCACAACCUUAUCCAGUUGAGAAAAUCGUCCAUGUUCCUUAUAAAGUUUACGUGGAGAGACCAGUACCAGUGAAGGUAUUCGUACCUCAACCAUACCCAGUUGAAAAACAGAUCCAUGUACCUGUGAAGGUACCAGUACCAGCACCAUACCCAGUAGAGAAACACAUCCAUGUCCCUUAUAAAGUUGCUGUUCAUGUUCCACAACCCUAUCCAGUAGUGAAGGAAGUACCUGUUCCAGUGAAGGUACCAGUUGAUCGUCCUGUACCAGUACAUGUCCCACAACCAUACCCUGUUCAUGUAGUCAAACAGGUACCUGUUCCAUAUCCGGUUGAAAGACCAUACCCGGUUAAGGUUGCUGUUGAUAGACCAGUACCAUAUCCAGUUGAGAAACCAUACCCGGUGCCUGUGAAGGUACCUGUACCAGCACCAUACCCUGUUAUCAAGGAGAUAGGUGUUGCCGUUGAGAAACCUGUGCCUUAUCCAGUCAAGGUACCUUAUGAUCGUCCAUAUCCUGUUGCCGUUGAGAAACACGUGCCCUACCCUGUGGAGAAACCCGUACCUUAUCCAGUGAAGGUACCCGUACCCUACCCGGUUCAUGAUCAUCAUUAUGACCCGCAUUACGGACAUUAUUGAACAUAACCAAGAAGAAAACAAUGUAAAUGAUAUUUUUGUAUGUGUAUAAUUUAUACUUAACUUAAAUAAAGUAACGUAAAAAAUUUAAA
Messenger RNA from Dalotia coriaria, 1282 nucleotides. Its product is annotated as MAGE-like protein 2. The transcript has 2 exons. Lineage: Eukaryota; Metazoa; Arthropoda; Insecta; Coleoptera; Staphylinidae. The record is from RefSeq and is a predicted model, not a curated record. The coding region runs from base 138 to 1193 and encodes 351 amino acids.